Molecule: messenger RNA, 1987 nt
Organism: Puccinia graminis f. sp. tritici CRL 75-36-700-3
Lineage: Eukaryota; Fungi; Basidiomycota; Pucciniomycetes; Pucciniales; Pucciniaceae
Exons: 14
Coding region: 1-1596 (531 amino acids)
Biological process (GO): transmembrane transport
Cellular component (GO): membrane
Molecular function (GO): transmembrane transporter activity
Source: RefSeq, a predicted model, not a curated record
AUGGAGCAAAGGACUACUAUCAAAAGGCCGUUCGAGAAAACCUCGGCUUCCUUGGAGAUCGUCAGAGUCGCCGAUCCUAUUCACGUUCAAGUUCAGCCGCUUACUUCCGAAAGGAGAUGGAUUCCUAAACUUUCUGAGGCUAAAUUAUUGCUCAUCGCUUCAACUGGAUUUUUCAUAGAUGCCUAUGAUCUAUUCACGAUCAACCUAGUAGUCCCUCUUCUGAACAUCCAAUACAACGGGAAACUAGGCUCGAAGCUAGGGAAUGCAGCGCUUGCGGGCGGGGUCCUCAAAGCGGCGACGAACAUUGGUUGCAUAGCCGGCCAGAUCCUGUUCGGGACGUUGGGGGAUGUGUAUGGACGGAGGAUAGUCUAUCCGGCGGCGCUGGGGCUGGCUAUCAUCGGCACUGUCCUCACCAUUGCCGCGCCCAAUUCGCUCGGCCCUCAAGGCGUCUUCAUUUGGAUGACGAUCAUGCGAAUCUUGAUGGGCAUUGGCAUCGGGGGAGAUUAUCCAAUGUCUGCUAGUGUCGUCUCUGAUAGAGCUAAUAUCAACAGGAGAGGUCUGCUUCUCACCUUCACCUUUGCCAUGCAAGGCUGGGGAAACCUAGCGGGGGCCAUAGUGUGCAUGGUAGUUUUAUCAGCAUUCAAAGAGUCGAUCCAAGGGCACGGGGAGAUCGGGCAUUUCAAUGCGGUCUGGCGGCUGAUCCUGGGGGUCAUUCUGGUGCCUGCUCUGGCAACACUCUACCAACGUCUGCGACUCCCCGAAUCGGAUCGGAUGACGGAGGUCUUGAAGGAGCGAAAGCUUAAGAAAGCCUUCGAGGGCGUCCAGGGAACUCAUAUCAUGGCCGAUAUCCUCGACCAAAUCGGCAAUAAAGAGGCCUCGGCAGGCGUCCAACAGAGCUUCCAGAAAUCAAAACUUUCUGCCCUCAACGAAUUCCAAGAAUAUUUCAGCAAAUGGAAGCACAUGAAACACCUAUUUGCGACCACUGCGUGUUGGUUUCUACUGGAUCUGAGCUUCUACGGAAUCGCAUUGAAUCAAUCGAUGGUGAUUGCUGAUAUCGGCUACGAUCGGGCCGUCGAGCCCUGGCAAAACGCAUUCGAUAACACUAAGGCUAAUCUUAUCAUCACCGUUGCUGGCUUCUUACCCGGUUAUUAUUUCACGAUGUUUUUCAUCGAAUACAUCGGCCGAAAACCCAUCCAGAUCGGAGGAUUCCUGAUCGAGGGUCUCCUACUAGCUGUUGUCGCUGGCGAUUUCAAGAGCCUUUCCACAAAACCUGCCGGGUUCCUGGUUUGCUUUAUCCUCUUGCAAUUCUUCUUCAACUUUGGUGCCAACACAACUACCUUCGUAUACCCUGCAGAAAUCUUCCCAACACGCGUUCGUGGCUUUGCUAGUGGAAUCUCAGCCGCUUGCGGCAAAAUUGGCGCUGUGAUCGCCGCUUUAUCGUUUGGUGAACUCUCGGAAGUCAUUGGGACUAACGGUGUUUUGUGGAUCUUGGCGGGAACUAGCUUUCUUGGGGCAGUGAUCUCUCUGCUGCUUCCAGAAACUAAGGGAUGGGAUGCAGAUGAAGCGGAUGCCUUCGAACAAGCCCAACAACUCUAAUCGAAUCCUCCUCCUCAUCCAUUCCGACGAUCGCCUUUCACACUAUUUCUUGAUCGUUCAAGGUCGAUUUCUAUUUCCCAUUGAACAACAAAAAAAAUACGCUAUCUAUAAACUUCCCCAAAACUUCCAAAAUUAAUUUAAAUCUUAGAGUCAGAAAAUCAAGUCCAAGAUGGUCGUUUUUUUUGUCGUUAUACGCGCUUUGUAAAUAUUCUCCCCUGAUCCGUCAGCUUGUAUUGCACAGAUUGUUAUCUUUUUUUUUUUUUCUUUGGAUGUUAUACAGAUUAAACUUCAAGAUUGAUUCGGAAAGACGUUCAGAGGCCCAAGUUUCAAGGAACAAAUUUCAGUUAAUUCUCCUUCUUCUUCUUCUUCUUUUUUUUUUUUUUUUCUUCUU